AUGUAUGCUCAAGUGUGCACAAGACCUGACAUUGCAUUUGUUGUCGGAAUGUUAGGAAGAUACAAGAGUAACCCGGGAUUAGACCACUGGAGAGCUACAAAGAAAGUGAUGAGGUACCUCCAAGGUACUAAGGAUUACAAACUGAUAUUUAGAAGAACCAAAAAUCUGGAAGUAGUUGGCUACUCAGUUUCAGACUUUACUGGUUGUGUUGAGUCACGUAAAUCAACCUCUAGUUACAUGUUUAUGUUUGCCGAUGGAGUAGUGUCAUGGAGGACCGCUAUUUCUACUAUGGAGGCCGAGUUUGUUUCUUGUUUUGAGGCAACAUCGCAUGGUGUAUGGCUAAAGAGUUUCAUUUCAGGCCUUAAAGUUGUAGAUUCUAUUUCUAGGCCAUUGAAAAUGUUCUGUGACAAUUCAGCUACUGUAUUCAUGGCCAAGAACAACAAAAGUGGUAGUUGA
Humulus lupulus (European hop) is the source of this 456-nucleotide messenger RNA. RefSeq names its product secreted RxLR effector protein 161-like. The record is from RefSeq and is a predicted model, not a curated record. The coding region runs from base 1 to 456 and encodes 151 amino acids. The transcript has a single exon. Lineage: Eukaryota; Viridiplantae; Streptophyta; Magnoliopsida; Rosales; Cannabaceae.